Colletotrichum truncatum is the source of this 2280-nucleotide messenger RNA. Its product is annotated as dynamin family protein. Gene Ontology annotation, molecular function: GTP binding; GTPase activity; microtubule binding. Lineage: Eukaryota; Fungi; Ascomycota; Sordariomycetes; Glomerellales; Glomerellaceae. The record is from RefSeq and is a predicted model, not a curated record. Gene Ontology annotation, cellular component: cytoplasm; membrane; microtubule.
AUGAAAAACGUUGAUGUAGAGGGGCCUCAGCCCGAGGGUCACCCUCAUGACCAUGAACUGGCUCCUGUACCACUUGGCUCAACUCUUGAGGACCUGCAAACCGAAGACCAGCGAAGAAUUCUCGACACCAUCACCCAACUGCGGAAAUGUGGCCUUGACGGCAUUCUCUCUCUCCCUGACAUUGUCGUAUGUGGGGACCAAUCAGCCGGCAAAAGCUCCGUGCUAGAAGCACUCACUGAAAUACCCUUCCCAAGAAACGACAACCUCUGCACGCGAUUUGCCACGGAGAUCAGUCUCCGUCGAGAGCUUACCGAAAGCCUUACAGUCAGAGUAAUCCCAGACAAUGAUCGAAGCCAGGAGGAUCAAAAACGAAUCAAGGAAUUUUCGGAAUCCAUCACUGAUCUCAAGGACCUAGCCUUCAUCAUGGACGCUGCGACGAAAGUCAUGGGCAUCAAUAAUGGCGACAGUAGCGACUCACAGUCAGAACAGGCGCCGGGAAGCGCUUUCUCCAAAGACACGCUGAGCAUCGAGAUCAACGGGCCCGACCGCCCUCAGCUAACCCUAAUAGAUAUCCCAGGCCUUAUCCAGUCCGCGACGAAAGGCGUCUCGGAGGCGGACGUGGCCAUGGUCACGGAGAUCACAGACCGGUAUAUCAAGAGGCCCCGUACUAUCUGUUUAGCCGUUGUCUCGGCGACCAACGACGCAGCCAACCAGCCUAUCCUUCAGCGUGUUCGUAAGUUCGACCCUCAAGGCGAGCGUACCCUCGGGGUUAUCACGAAGCCCGACCAAUUGCCAAGUGGAUCCGGGUCCGAGUCCAAGUUUCUCGAGCUCGCGUGCAAUAAAGACGUCUUUUUCAAGCUCGGAUGGCACGUCAUCAGGAAUCGCCGGUUUGACGAGAACGGUUUCUCAUUCGAGGAACGCAACGCAGCUGAGGCGGAGUUCUUCCGCACUUCAAACUUCAGCGUUCUGCCGAAAGAUAUGGUUGGUAUCGAAGCGCUGCGGGCGAGGUUGAGUUUCCUCUUAUUUGAACAUGUCAAGGCCCAGCUGCCGCAGCUCCGGGAGGACCUUGAGCGGGCUCUGCAGACGGACAGGGAUGAGCUGAAUUUGUUGGGCGAUGUCCGUUUGACUACUGCGGCAUGCCGUGUAUACCUGACAAAACUCAGCAUGGAAUGCCAGGAAAUCUGCAAGGCGGGUCUCAACGGGAAUUACGAGCACGAGUACUUCAAGCUGGGCGCGGAGGAGAUGUUCUCGUUGAAGAACAAGAGCACCAUCGCCCGAUUGCGAGCUGCUAUACAGUACAGUAACAGCAAGUUUGCCGAACAGGUCCGAAAAAGGGGACACAAGUACAUCUUCUCAUCUGAGACUGAUGAAGAACAGCCCAGUGAACAGCGCCGGGAGGGAGAUCCCACAACUUUGCCGAAGUCACUCUCCCAGAAGGAAUCACUGGCGUGGGUUCAGAAGAUGCUUCUCCUUUCGAGGGGCACAGAGCUAAUUGGAAACUUCAAUCCCCAUCUUAUCGGGGAGCUGUUCUGGGAGCAGUCUCAGCCCUGGGAGAAUCUGGCUAGCAAUCAUAUCGAGCAAGUCAGCCAGCUGUGCAUGAAAUUCCUUACCAAUCUGCUUGAACAGAAGGUUCCGAAAGAAAUACAAGGUCGCAUUUGGUCGUUCAUGGUCGAGAAUACGCUGAAACAGCGGAAGCAGGCAGCAUAUGACGAGCUGGCAAAGCUCAUCCGCGACAUCAAGGAUUUCCCCAUCAACUACAACCAUUAUUACACCGACAUCAUCGAACAGCGGCGUCAAGAGAGGCUGGAAAACCGCUUGGAAACCUUUAUCGCAGGAAAUAUCGCACACGUGUCGCACGAGAAAUGCAGCCGUGGCCACCAUUAUGAGAAAUACAGCCCAGAGAUUGACGCCAGGAAGCUUAUCUCAUCCUGCUUGAAGAGCAACUCCACUACCACAACCAUCGACAUGGACAUGUUCAGCGGCGAGGAGGCUCUAGAUUGUUUGCAAGCUAUCUAUAAGGUGCAGUACAAGACUUUCCUUGCCAACGUCACGACGCAGGUGGUUGAACGGCAGAUGAUCCGGGGGCUCGACAAGAUAUUCUCGCCGCUAGUCGUUAUCAGCAUGGCAGAUAACGAGGUCAAUACCAUAACUGCAGAGCGGCCAGCUACCAAGAGACAGAGACUCUUCCUAACGAACCGUGUUCAGAAAUUGGAGGAGGGUCGCCGGAUCUUUCAGGAGUUGAUCAGCACACAGUUUGUGCCCGAAGUGAAUGGGAAUUGA